Molecule: messenger RNA, 881 nt
Organism: Trichoplusia ni (cabbage looper)
Lineage: Eukaryota; Metazoa; Arthropoda; Insecta; Lepidoptera; Noctuidae
Product: G-protein coupled receptor Mth2-like
Exons: 4
Coding region: 309-881 (190 amino acids)
Source: RefSeq, a predicted model, not a curated record
AGCGUUCGUCGUAUAUUUCUCAAUACUCUCGGCGUUUUUUUGGAGGAACAUCAUGUGUUACGAUAUUUGGUGGACGUUCAGGUAUGUUUGGCAUAAGAUGUUAAGAAUAGUUUUGUAUACUGCGCUGUAUUUAUAACGAAAAUCAAUCGAAGAUUGUCUACAAACAGCACGAAGCACCAGUCAACCCUAAUUGAUAAUCCUUUUCUGUGUCAUGUUACAGUUGCAAACGGGCGUUCUCAAGUCGAGGUCGCAACGCUUCAACCCGCACUCGCUUCAACCUCUACAGCGCUUACGCAUUCGGAGCACCAAUGGCACUUACAGUUCUGCUCGGUGCAUUCGAAUUUUCGACCAUUCCACACAUACACCCUUUGAUGCCUAACCUGAGAUUACAGGGAUGCUUCUUGUAUGGCUACAGCAAGCUUCUAUAUUUGUAUGGGCCAAUAAUUGUGCUGUUCAUAAUCAACAUUAUAUUUUCUACACUUACCGCAGUCAAGAUAUCAGCCAUCAAGAAGGAGACCAAAAAUGUUCUGCAGUCAAAUGAGAGUUCCACUCAUGAUCAGCAGAAAGCCACACGACGAUUUUCUCUAUACCUCAAAUUGUUCGUGGCGACAGCGUUUCUUGAGUUCAAUUGGAUCCUAGAAGUCAUCGCCGUGUUUGCUCCUGACAUCACACGCUUGCUGCAUAUCUCAGACAUUUACAAUGUUCUCGCCCCUUUAGUCAUCUUCAUCAACUUUAUGUGUCAGAAACAGACUUGGAGGAUGAUGAAAAUGAGAUACAAUCAAAUGAAAGGACUACCGAGCACUUUUAUGCCAAAAAGUGGUACACAAACUACUCAAACCCAAAGUCAGGAUGAAACUGAUAGUCAAGUGAAACAGAUUUAG